AUGCUGCUGCUGCUGCUGCUGCAGUCACUGCUGUGGGUAGGUGAGUGGGGUGAGGGCUCGACUAAUCCUCGUUUCCCCGCAGGGUCCCUGGCUCAGGAUCUGAGAUACCAGCUGGAUGUGCCACGGUCUGUGUCGGUGCAGGAGGGCCUGUGUGUCCGCGUGGCCUGCUUCGUCUCCUAUCCCCGGGAAGGCUGGAAAGACUCUGACCCAGCUCACAGCUACUGGUUCCGGGAAAAGGCAUAUACCACUGAAGAUCUCGCAGUGGCCACAAACAACCCAGAGCAUGCGGUGCUCAGUGAGACCCAGGGCCGAUUCCUCCUCGUUGGAGACCCCCGGACCAAAGACUGCUCCCUGGAGAUCAGAGACGCCCAGAGGAGGGACACAGGGACAUACAUCUUUAGGGUGGAGAGAGGGCCUACCGUGAGAUAUAGUUAUAAAUGGCAUCCGCUCUCAAUCCAUGUGACGGCUCUGACAGACAUACCUGACAUCCACGUCCAGGGGACCCUAGUAUCCGGCCACCCCACCAACCUCACCUGUGUAGUGCCAUGGGCCUGUGAGAGGGGGACGCCCCCCACCUUCUCCUGGACCAGGAUCGCCCUCACCUCCCUGCACUCCAGGAGUCCCCACUCCUCGGUGCUCACCCUCACCCCGAGGCCCCAGGACCACGGCACCAACCUCACGUGUCGUGUGACCUUCCCUGGAGCUGGUGUGAGCACAGAGGUGACCAUCAGGCUCAAUGUGUCCUAUGCACCCCAGGAGCUGACCAUCAGAGUGUACCGGAAAGAAGGCACAGGACCUGAAACUCUGGGCAAAAGCCAGUCUCUUUCAGUCCAGGAGGGCCAGUCCCUGCGCCUGGACUGUGUUCCUGACAGCAACCCUCCUGCCAUGAUCAGCUGGACCCGAGAGAGCCUGACCCUGAGCCCCUCAAAUUCCUCGAACCCUGGGGUCCUUGAGCUGCCCCGGGUGGAACUGAGGGACCACGGGUUAUAUGUCUGCCAAGCUCAGCAUCCACUGGGCUCCAAGAAAGCAUCUCUGAACCUCGUUGUGAGAACACCCCUACAGCUGCUGGGCCCCUCCUGCUCCCAGGAGGACGAGGGUCUGAGCUGCAGCUGCUCCUCCCGAGCCUGGCCGGCCCCCUCCCUGCACUGGCGGUUGGGCGAGGGGCUGCUGGAGGGGAACUUCAGUAACGCCUCCUUUGAGGUCGCCUCCAGCUCCGCCGGGCCCUGGGCUAAUAGCUCCCUGAGGCUCCGCGAGGGGCUCAGCUCCGGCCUCAGACUCAGCUGCGAGGCCCAGAACGCCCAUGGGAAACAGAACAUGAAGAUCCUGCUGCUGCCAGGGAGACCAGGACCCAGGACCGGCAUGGUUCAGGGGGCUGUCGGAGGAGCUGGUGUCACAGCCCUGCUUGCUCUCUGUCUCAUCUUCUUUGUCGUGAAGAUGUACAGGAACAAGUCGGUGGAGAGAGCAUCGAGCCAAGAUGGCGACUGCCCAGCGUUGCGUCCCACGUCCCGGGGUCACUUCAAUGAAUCCUGGUCACACAGCCCCUCUGACUACCAGACCCCAACUCCGGCUGCUUCCACCUCAGAGAAGGAACAAGAGCUCUAUUAUGCAAGCCUCAGUUUCCACAGACCAAGGACCCACAACUUUCAGUUUUUAAAGAAAAGCCUUAUAAAGUGGAUUCCAGGGGCUGGGGACUGGAGGAGUCAGUGGACAGUUAAUGUUUAA
Budorcas taxicolor (takin) is the source of this 1722-nucleotide messenger RNA. RefSeq names its product sialic acid-binding Ig-like lectin 5. The coding region runs from base 1 to 1722 and encodes 573 amino acids. The transcript has 9 exons. Gene Ontology annotation, molecular function: sialic acid binding. Gene Ontology annotation, cellular component: plasma membrane. Lineage: Eukaryota; Metazoa; Chordata; Mammalia; Artiodactyla; Bovidae. Gene Ontology annotation, biological process: cell adhesion. The record is from RefSeq and is a predicted model, not a curated record.